Molecule: messenger RNA, 6314 nt
Organism: Coturnix japonica (Japanese quail)
Lineage: Eukaryota; Metazoa; Chordata; Aves; Galliformes; Phasianidae
Source: RefSeq, a predicted model, not a curated record
CUUCUUCUUUUUUUUUUUAAUGCAGAAACCAAACCGCAAAUAUGUUGUAAAAGUUGCCACUCCCCUGCUAUGUGGAUAAAGUCAAAGCAUGCUGUAAUUCUCAGAUGUUUGAGCUAUAUUCGUGCAGCCCAUUCUGUGGUUAAGCCACCGGUGACAUGUCUGAAUAAGUAGCUUUGACAGGCAUUUACUUUGUGUGCAUUACGGGAGGACUGCAGCAGCCACAGCUUAACUGAGAUACGGGAGAGUUGUAUUUGGCAUGUAGAGAUCUGUGUGCUUAGGUGAAGGUAAUGCAGAAAAUCUGGAGCUGUGGCCCAAGGUGCUGAGCUGCAGCUUGUAACUGGAUGCUUGGUGACACUCAGGAGUGAAUGUCCCUCUUGUAUGGCAUAUUGCUUCUCCUUUGGUUGUAUAAAGGAGAUGAACACUCUGGCUGGUGUUGUCUGUUUCGCCUCGGUGUAUUGUGGCAGGACUGGGGGUGAGCUAUGCUUCAUCGGGAGGCCUUGUGAUUUGUGCCCGCUGAUGUAAAUCAUUUAAGUGCACGCUUUGAUUAAUGAUGUGACAGAGAUAUGCUUUUCAUGUACUGUCCAGGCUGGCCUUGGAUGUAGCUUAUUCACUGUGAAAUAAAAGGGCAAGCAGGUCACCCGCUUCAAUUAAAGAACAAAGUCUAUUGUUGUUUGACAGCAAACUGUUUUGAAAGCUGCACUGGGGAUCUGGCUGCUGCGGAGCAAUAAGGGCAGGCGCCCGCAGCGGCAUGGCUGGGGCCUGCUGGGCCUGGCGGGCUGGGCAUGGGGCUGGAGGCAGCACUAGGAGCCUGCAGCCUGGCGGGGAGCUGCUGGGAAAGCACCUCUCUUCAGCAUCGGUUGAUCCCCUGUUUACAGUGCCUGCACCUCCACCUCCAAUUUCCAGCAGUAUCACACCUCAGAUUCUGCCUUCCUACUUUUCUCCAUCUUCAUCCAAUAUUGCAGCACCAGUUGAGCAGCUUUUGGUACGGACUCGUUCUGUGGGUGUAAAUACUUACGAAGUUGGAGUAGUAACAGAACCCGAAUGCCUUGGACCUUGUGAGCCUGGGACCAGCGUGAACUUGGAAGGAAUUGUGUGGCAUGAAACUGAAGAAGGUGUGUUGGUGGUGAACGUUACGUGGAGGAAUAAGACUUAUGUGGGAACGCUGCUGGACUGCACAAAGCAUGACUGGGCCCCUCCCAGGUUUUGUGAAUCUCCAACGAGUGACCUGGAAAUGCGAGGAGGAAGGGGCAGGGGGAAGCGGGCAAGGUCCGCUGCAGCUGUGGCUAUACCUGGAAAUGAUACAAGUUACACUGAGUCUAGAGGACUUCAGACUAAGAAUCGAGGUGGUGCUAAUGGAAAGGGAAGGAGGGGCAGCCUUAACUCAAGUGGGCGCAGGACACCUCCAAAUUGCUCCAUGGAUGAAGUCAAAGCCAGCCCCUCAUCUACAAACAAGAGAAAAACUAAGCCUCCUAUGGAGCUAGACUUGAACUCCAGUUCAGAGGACAGUAAGUGUGGCAAACGUGUUCGUACGAACUCCAGAAGCACUCCAACCACCCCACAGGGGAAGCCAGAGACUACUUUUUUGGAUCAAGGCUGCUCUUCUCCGGUGCUGAUUGACUGUCCUCACCCCAACUGCAACAAAAAGUACAAGCACAUUAAUGGACUACGAUACCAUCAGGCUCAUGCACAUUUAGACCCAGAAAACAAACUGGAGUUUGAGCCUGACAGUGAAGACAAAAUUUCAGACUGUGAGGAACCAUUGAGUAAUGCGGCACUUGAAUGCAGUGAACCAAGCACAAAUUUGCCAGGCUUUGAUCCACUAAAAGCACCCACAUCUCCUUCCUCUGUUACUACCCCAGGGACCCCCAAGGGAAAAAGGGAACCAACCAGCAAUGGCACCAGUUCAGUUAUUAGUUCCAAAACUGGCAAGAAUUCAGGCAAAAAGAAGGGUCUGAACAGUGAACUGAACAGCCUUCCUGUAAUUUCUAACAUGUCGGCCACACUGGAUAAUUGCUCUAUAACAGAUGGUAAUUUGCAAACUGAAAUGCCAAAACUGGAAGCUGAAGGGUUAAUAGACAAGAAGAGCGUGACUGAUAAAGGCAAGAAAGCUAAUAAUUGCAAGGUGGAUAAAAACAUUUCCAAACUGAAAACAGCCCGGCCCAUUGCCCCAACGCCAGCACCGGCUCCUCCCCAGUUAAUAGCUAUACCUUCUACAGCCUUUACAACCAGCACUACAGGGACAAUACCAGGACUGCCCUCUCUUACAACUACUGUUGUUCAGGCGACACCAAAGAGCCCUCCGUUAAAACCUAUUCAACCAAAGCCCACAAUUAUGGGAGAGCCAAGCACUGUAAACCCAGCUCUCACAUCACUCAAAGACAAAAAGAAAAGGGAGAAGCGAAAGCUAAAGGACAAAGAAAGCAAAGAGAGUGGAAGCCCUAAGAUGGAUUCCAAGCUGGGAAAGCUAGAGGAUUCAAAAGGGUCUGGGAAAGAUUUAUCUGGACAUUUUUUAAAGGACCAUCUCAACAAGAAUGAAGUGCUAGCUAAUGGACUUUCUGAGUCUCAAGAGAGCAGGAUGGCAAGUAUUAAGGCUGAAGCUGAUAAGGUUUACACAUUCACAGACAAUGCGCCCAGCCCUUCUAUAGGGAGUGCCUCCAGGAUGGAAUGCAGCACUUUGGUGAAUGGACAAUCUUCAAUGGCACCACUGCAUGUGUUGACACAAAAUGGUGCGGAUAGCGCUGCUGCCAAAACCAACAGCCCUGCUUACUCUGAUAUUUCCGAUGCAGCUGAUGAUGGUGGCUCUGACAGCCGGUCAGAGGGCAUGAGGUCAAAGGCCAGCUCUCCUUCGGAUAUUAUUUCUAAUAAGGACAGUGUUGUGAAAGUACAUUCUUCAACCACGUCACAGUCAGCACAAGCGAAAGAGUCCCAUUCUCCCUAUUACCAUGGCUACGAUCCUUAUUAUUCUCCAAGUUACAUGCAGUCUGGACAGGUCAGUGCCCCGGCAGCUGGAAGCUGCAGUACCCCACAGGGAAUGAAGAUCAAAAAAGAGGCAGAUGAAGAGGCUGAAAAGAAAGAGAAGGCAGAACCAUCAGAUGCCAAGAAAAAUGAAAGCGGUUCCUCUAAUUUGCAGCCGCAACAUCAGUCAGUAAUAACGCAAAGACACCCUGCACUUGCUCAGUCACUUUAUUAUGGACAGUAUGCCUAUGGGCUCUAUAUGGACCAGAAGUCCUUAAUGGCCUCUAACCCUGCUUACAGACAGCAGUACGAAAAAUAUUACGAGGACCAGCGGCUAGCAGAACAGAAAUUGGUACAGACUGGGAGAGACUGUGAAAGGAAGAAUGAACCUCCCUUGAAGGAGAUUGGAAAGGAUGACAAGCAGAAAAACGUUCCGUCUGCAACUAUUUCAAAGGCUCCUUCAACACCAGAGUCGAGCAAAAAUAACACUAAAAUAGGGUCUUUGGUCCCCAGCAAAGGUGAGGAGACGAGCAAAUCACAGAUACUUUCCAAUCACCAGCAGCAGCUUCAGUCUGACAGUUUCAAAGCCAAACAGAUGGAAAACCAUCAGCUCAUAAAGGAGGCUGUGGAGAUGAAAUCUGUCAUGGACUCCAUGAAGCAAACAGGGGUAGAUCCAACUACAAGAUUUAAACAGGAUCCAGAUACACGAACAUGGCAUCAUUAUGUCUAUCAGCCUAAAUACCUUGAUCAGCAAAAAUCAGAAGAACUUGAUCGGGAUAAAAAGUUAAAAGAAGACAGCCCUAGAAAAACACCUAACAAGGAAAGUUCCCUGCCUAACCUUCCUGUCUCAUUAGCAAGCAUUAAAGAGGAGCCUAAAGAGGUCAAGCGUUCUGAUUCUCAAUCAGUGGAUGAGAGCAAGAUAAAAAACGAUGAUCGAAAGACUCCUGUAAAUUGGAAGGACUCUCGGGGUGCUAGAGUAGCAGUUUCCUCACCAAUGAGUCAGCAUCAGUCAUAUAUCCAGUACUUGCAUGCUUAUCCUUAUCCACAGAUGUAUGAUCCCAACCAUCCAGCCUAUCGAGCAGUCUCUCCUGUCCUAAUGCACAGCUAUCCUGGGGCAUAUCUCUCUCCAGGAUUUCAUUACCCAGUUUAUGGGAAGAUGUCAGGGAGAGAAGAGGCGGAGAAAGUCAAUACCAGCCCAAGCAUCAAUGCGAAAUCAACCACUGAGUCCAAAGCACUGGAUUUGCUCCAGCAGCAUGCCAGCCAGUAUCGCAGCAAGUCCCCUGUUCCCGUGGAAAAAUCGGCAGCUGAGCGUGAACGGGAAGCAGAAAGGGAACGAGAUCGUCACUCACCUUUCAGCCAGCGGCAUCUCCACACACACCACCACACACACGUUGGAAUGGGUUACCCACUUAUACCUGGACAAUAUGACCCAUUUCAAGGAUUGACCUCUGCUGCCCUUGUUGCCACUCAGCAGGUGGCUGCGCAGGCAUCUGCAUCUGAGAAUGAUGAGUUUGGAGAUGUACAUUGUCAUGUGACUGGAUCACAUGAGGAAGCGCUUUAUUACAGACAUCAGUUCCAUGGUGUUAAUUUGAAAUGCCUUAAUGGCAGGCAAAAACCAGUCAUUUCAUUUUUGUAAAUUGCAGAUUUUAUCACAGAGUAACAAAUGUUGCUGUAAUUAGACUUCUGUUUUUAUAUAUAUAUAUGCGUAUAUAUAUAUACAUAUAUAUAUAAAAAUAUAUAUAUAUUCUUUACUUUUUUUGUAUCAAUAACCAGGCUCACACACAGGGUCUGCUGCUAAGUUGCAAACCACAUAGUAGAAGGAGAAAUGUAUUUGUCAUGUUUAGAAAGUGUUAACCACAAAAGGUUGUUUGUUUCUUUUCUCUUCUUCUUUCUGUUUCCUUUUUCUCUUCUUUUCUUUUCUUUCUUUCUUUCUUUUUUUUUUUUUUUUUCCAAAUUGUAAAUAAAUAAUGUUAUGUAUCAGUGUGCCUGAACCUUGCGUACCCUUCUGAUAUUUCCCACAAGCUCUCAGAGAGGCUAACUGUGAUGACACUUUGGUACAAUGUAGAUGUCUAUUUGGUGGCUUCUAUUAAGAUGCAUCAGUGUAAAAUGUUCCUGUAUUCGCUGUUUCAUUGUAAUUGUGUAUUGUGAAAAAUAUACCUUUGGAAGGCAUGGGGAUCUUAGUACCACAAAAACUGUGUUGUACAUAAUGUAAAAUUUUUAAAUGGAAAAUAAUGAGCAUCUGUGAAUAAUGAAAUGUCUUUUUUGAUAAUCUUGAAUGGCAGAUAACCAAUAGCCUGCAUAACAGAAGACAUCUGUGAUUGUUCUAUUACUUGAAUAGUCCUGCAGUCUUUUUUUUAAUGUUUACAAUUAUCCAGUUUUAGAAGAGAGACUUUAAUGCCAUUGCCUGGUUACUUGUUUUAUGCUGUAAUCUAGUUUAUUUUAUGUAAAAUGUAUAUUGAAUGCUUUCAUUUUUAUACCUGCCUUAAAUAAUUUGGCAAUCAGAAUAAAGAAAAAAAGUUGUUUUUUGUACUUUCUUGGUGUCUAUGGGCCACUUCAAAAUAACAUGUGUUGUAGGCAUAGGUAGCAGAGCCCGAAGUUGCCACACCACUCCUAGUCUGUGUCUCAGAAGCAUUCCCUGGGACUCAGUUACCAGUGUGCCCAGCAGUGAUUCUCUGCCUUCCCUGCUGGGCCUGCAGCUCUGUCUUCUCCCAGGGGCAGUGUGGGACCCAAGCAGCAGACCUCUUUCUGUUGACCCCAGCAGGCUUGGAAGAGGCCCAUGGUAGACUCAGGUGGCAUUUGUGGUACUUGAAAAGGCACUACAGGUUUGCCUUUUUUUAGCACAGCUGUGUUACUGUAAAACACAGGUGAUUUUUGUGUGAUAUCUGAAUUGCCCUCCAAAAUAAGCAGGUGUGCAAAAAAAUGAAGAACAUGUAGCUUAAAAAGGCCAUUGCUGUGCUUAACCAUUGGUACCUGUAUUGCCACAAAAUAAGUGUAUUUUGUGGCCGUAUCGCCUAUUUUGUUGUAUUGCACUAAACACAGUACACAGGAAUAUGAAGACACUAAUUGUAACUUGAAAAAAAGUCAGAUUUACUGGUCAGGUUUUUGAGGCUUUAAAUUCUAUCCUUUCCUACAUAUCCCAGUUGUUUCACCUGUUGAAACUACUUUUUUAGCAUUUAAUAUUGUUUUAUGUUUGUUUUUUUUUUGUUGUUGUUGUUGCUGGGUUUUUUGGUUUUUUUUGUGUGUUUUUUUUUUUUUGACAGGGUGAAUUAAUGGAAGUUAGAACUUGUUUGUCUAUUCCAUUUCUUCCUCCUUGAGAAUACUUAAUACAGAAGGAUGAAUUAAAGGUCCUCAGCAGACAA